AAUCAGAUUCUACCUGUGAUUUAAAGAAUCGGUUGGACGGCACAGUUAGCUGCUAAAGCUAAACUUCAUUUUUUUUAACUUCAUAAAUCAUCAUAAAUAGACAUCAACCACUUAAUAUCUACAGUGGCCUGACUGGACCAGGAUGGUUGACGACUUCGACGAUCAGGAAGUUCAGUCUAGUGGAGAGCUGUGGUCCAAGAUCUGCUCCAGUCUGCCGGAAGUCCAGGCUCUUGAAAGCACCCCGGACUUCACAGACUCAUUCCAUCCAGCAGCCCACCCUGAAGUCCAGGCCAGCGCACAAGUGAAUGGGACCAACACCGGUUCUCCCAGCGCCCAGUGGGCACCCAUGGACGACUCUGAGUCUUACUUAGCCAGUUUAGAAAACCGCCUGAAAAAGCUAAAGGGUCAGUCCAGCGAUGUCACGUCCAGAGACAUGCUGCGCUCGUUGUCUCAAGCUCGGAAAGAAUUCUGGGAUCGAUUUCUGCAUGAUGCCCAGACCUCUGAGCUCUUCCAAAGUGAUGACAUGGAUGAGAGUGCUCUGGAACACUUGAAGAGGUGGUUGAUCCCAGAGAAGGUGGCCAUCAGUGCGGAGGAGCUGGAGUAUCUCCUAAGGCCGUCCCAGAGUUCACCUUCAACAGGAGCAGAUCACACACUAAACCAAGAGGAGACAGAAGGAGAAGAACACAACUCAGAGGAAGACGAUCCAAGCUCCCCAGAGAAAUAAAUGUAAAAAAAAUCCCAUCCUAAAUUGUUAAUCUGCCAAGUAAUCUGUAAAUUUGUUUUUCAUUUCACCUUGUUUCUGAGCUGUGACGUUAAAACUGUUUCUUCCUUUAACCGCCAGAGUUCAUGUUUCUGUCUUAAAUAUUUAUCAUUUACUCAUAGAAAAUGCUGUUGUGUAAUAUUAUACCUUUAGUUUUUUGUAACAACAGAUCUGGCAUCAAGUCUCACGUGAUUCUCAGCUUUGCUUGAAUGAGAAAACCUUAAUAGUUGGAAUAGAAGAAGCUGUAAAUAUUGCCAUACAAUGCAAACCAGAUGUUUCUUUUUGUAAAUGUUCAUAUCCGCUGAAUAAUGUGAGUCAUUCUUAAAUACUCUGCAAAUCCUUAAUGUUUUCCUUUCAUUUUGAGUCCAAGUUUACUCUCAUUUAAAUAAAACCCUAAUUCUGAUUGCUGCCAUAAUUCUUACAUACAUUUAAAUAUAAAUUAAAUGUGAUGUAACUUAGCAAGCCUGUUAGUAACUGUUAAUAUCAGUGUUGUUUUAGUCUGUAUUUUUUUAUCCAGUGUUAUAGACUACCUUUCUUAACUUUCUUGGGGCCAAAGCCGACUUAUGUGACCACUUAGACUUAGACAAACUUUAUUGUCAUAUUGAAUACACAGUGUAUACAAAACGAAACUUCGAUGCAUACAGCUUUUCAAC
Cyprinodon variegatus (sheepshead minnow) is the source of this 1413-nucleotide messenger RNA. RefSeq names its product chromosome unknown open reading frame, human C15orf57 (gene ccdc32). The coding region runs from base 143 to 724 and encodes 193 amino acids. Gene Ontology annotation, biological process: cilium organization. NCBI's taxonomy places the organism in Eukaryota, Metazoa, Chordata, Actinopteri, Cyprinodontiformes, Cyprinodontidae. The record is from RefSeq and is a predicted model, not a curated record. The transcript has 4 exons.